This is a messenger RNA of Aptenodytes forsteri (emperor penguin), 1602 nucleotides long. It is a transcript of the gene PHGDH, whose product is annotated as phosphoglycerate dehydrogenase. Bases 1 to 1602 code for a protein of 533 amino acids. Gene Ontology annotation, molecular function: NAD binding; phosphoglycerate dehydrogenase activity. NCBI's taxonomy places the organism in Eukaryota, Metazoa, Chordata, Aves, Sphenisciformes, Spheniscidae. The record is from RefSeq and is a predicted model, not a curated record. The transcript has 12 exons.
AUGGAGACACAGUACGAUAUCCAAGGAGGUGCCAUACCUGGGGGUGUGACACCCGAGGACAUGCAAUACCAGAGGAAGCACAACACCCAAGGAGAUGCAACACCCAGAGGGGUAAUACCCAGACAGGAGGGUGGCCAACCCCUGUGCCUCCAGUGCCAUGGGGGCUCCUCGGGGCCACCUGGAGGCAGGGCCAGCCCGACGGUGUGGCUGGCCAUGGGCUCUGGGGUGGUGGGCAGAGCGGGCACCGGCGUGGACAACGUCGACGUGGAGGCAGCCACCAGGAAGGGUGUCCUGGUCAUGAACACACCCACUGGGAACAGCCUCAGCGCCGCCGAGCUCACCUGCGGGAUGAUCCUGUGCUUGGCCAGGCAGAUCCCACAGGCAGCUGCCUCCAUGAAGGAGGGCAAGUGGGACCGUAAGAAGUACAUGGGCAUGGAGCUGAACGGAAAGACGCUGGGCGUGCUGGGGCUGGGGCGCAUCGGCAGGGAGGUGGCCACCCGCAUGCAAGCUUUUGGCAUGAAGACCAUAGGCUAUGACCCCAUCAUCACCCCCGAAGCCUCGGCUGCCUUUGGCGUGGAGCAGCUGCCGCUGGAGCAGAUCUGGCCCCGCUGUGACUUCAUCACGGUGCACACGCCGCUGCUGUCCUCCACCAUGGGGCUCCUGAACGACAGCACAUUUGCCAAGUGCCGCCGUGGUGUGCAGGUGGUAAACUGUGCCCGCGGCGGCAUCGUGGACGAGGGUGCGCUGCUGCGGGCGCUGCAGUCGGGGCAGUGUGGCGGGGCCGCCCUUGAUGUCUUCACGCAGGAGCCCCCAAAGGACCGCGACCUGGUGAACCACCCCAACGUCAUCUGCUGCCCGCACCUGGGUGCCAGCACACGGGAGGCACAGAGCCGCUGUGGCAAGGAGAUCGCCAUGCAGAUCAUGGACAUGGCCACGGGGAAGGGGCUGGCUGGCAUAGUCAACGGGCAGGCUCUCAGCAAGGCUUUCACACCCCAGACCAAGCCCUGGAUCGCCCUGGCCAGGGCCCUGGGCACGGUGCUGCACACGGUGGGCAAGCAAGUGCAGGGCAGUGUGCAGGUCUGCACCCUAGGGACACCCCUAUGGGAGGCCGGGAGCUACCUGAUGCCCGCUGUGGCCACGGGCAUGCUGGCUGGAGGGGCACAGAAGGAGGUGACCCUGGUGAACGCCCUGCUGCUGGCCCAGGAGGCUGGGCUGAAGGUCACAACCACCCAUGGCGACAUGGCCCCCGAGCCCGAUGGCAGUGCCGGCUUGCUGCAGGUGGCCCUGCAGGGCACCCCACACCGGGCAACGGGGAUGGUGCAGGGCAGCACCCCAGUGCUGCGGGAGCUCAAUGGGGCCACCUUCAAGCAGCCAGCCCCGCUGACCGGCCCUAUCCUCAUCUACAGAACUAAAGCCUCCGAGCCCAGCGCGCUGCCUACGCUCGCUGGACUGCUGGGGAAGGUGGGGGUCCACCUCCAGUCCUAUCACAGCUCCGGCAUGGUGGCGGGGGAGCAGUGGAGCGUUGUGGGGCUCUCGGCCCCCCUGUCCAACCUUGGCGAGCUGAAGCCACGCGUCAUGGAGGUCUUCCAGCUCCACCUGUAG